Messenger RNA from Ostrinia furnacalis (Asian corn borer), 2223 nucleotides. It is a transcript of the gene Snx3, whose product is annotated as sorting nexin 3. Gene Ontology annotation, cellular component: retromer complex; early endosome membrane. The record is from RefSeq and is a predicted model, not a curated record. The transcript is spliced from 4 exons. The coding region runs from base 102 to 602 and encodes 166 amino acids. Gene Ontology annotation, biological process: endocytic recycling; late endosome to Golgi transport. Gene Ontology annotation, molecular function: phosphatidylinositol-3-phosphate binding. Lineage: Eukaryota; Metazoa; Arthropoda; Insecta; Lepidoptera; Crambidae.
UUUCCAAACGUCAAGAAUGUUUCGUACAUGUCAUUUUUCAUUUCCUUUUUGAAUAGUGGGCCGUCCUAUCCUUUUGUGAUUGUUUAAAUAAAUAAAGCGUUAUGAUGGCUGAGGACACAACAGCCGACGCAACCAGAAGGUUAAAUGUUAAAAAACAGACUUUAGACGACGCUUACGCGGCGCCGGCAAACUUCCUCGAGAUCGAUGUAGUGAACCCAGUGACAACUAUGGGAGUAGGGAAAAAACGCUACACGGAUUACGAAGUUCGCAUGAGGACCAAUCUACCUGUGUUCAAAGUUAAAGAGUCAAGCGUAAGACGGCGGUACAGUGACUUUGAAUGGCUGAGAAAUGAAUUGGAAAGAGAUAGUAAGAUUGUAGUUCCACCUUUGCCAGGCAAAGCACUAAAGAGACAGCUACCUUUCCGUGGAGAUGAUGGUAUAUUCGAAGAGGAAUUCAUUGAAGACCGCAGAAAAGGACUAGAAGUGUUUAUCAACAAAAUAGCCGGACACCCACUGGCGCAGAACGAACGGUGCCUUCAUAUGUUUCUCCAGGACCCCACCAUUGACAAAAAUUACGUACCAGGAAAAAUACGCAACACAUAAUAUCGAUCCAUCCAAGUAAGAUAACUAUAUGAUGUUUGAAACAAUUCUCAUUGUACGAGCAUUUUAAACGGUCACAAUUUUCGAAAUUUUCAUUUUUGCAUUUACAUUCACAGUUAAAAUAAAGUUUUACUAACAGAUCUAUUUGCACUAUAUUAAAGAAACAUUCGUUUGACGCCAAAUAGCUAUUAUCAGUUUUAAAACAGUAACUUUAGAUACGGUUUAACGUAAUAAUACGCUUGAGCAGUUGCAGAGUUCAUAACUCUGUGAGAGAAUUGUUCCAAACUUACGUAAUAAUGGAAUAUUGUUACCGUUUUGAAGCAGACAUACGCAGCCAGAGUUUAUAUCUGUGUUGUCUCUUUAAUUAGCACUGUGACAAUAUUCCCAACAAAUCCCUUCAAUGCAAAGUAAUCGAGACAUAAAUGAAAUAUUUUACACACGGCACAGCAUUCCACAGAAUAUAUUUUUAAAAGUUUUCUAAUGGAAUCAAAUAACCUCCUUCAAGUUAUAAAAUGGGAAUGUAUGCAUAUAGUCUGAUGGAUAUAUUACUGUUUGUUCCCCAUUAAUUAGAACAAAAUUGAUUGUAAUUAGGAUAAUGUUAUUGUUUAUAACUAAGCAAUAUUAUUGGAAUUGUUAAAAUUGUUUACAUGUUUACAUCAUUAUGUAUAUUUCAGUUCAUGUAUCUAUGUGGUUUGCCAGUUUGAAAUUUAAGUAAGGAUUAAGUUAAUAUUUUGUCAUUAAAGUAAUAUAUUAUGUAUUACUGCAUAUUUUAUAUUUUAAUCUCAUAAUUUUAAUUUAUGAUUCAUUCAUAAUUUCAGUAAGAAAUUAUAUGUAUUUAUUGUGUAUUAUUAAAUGGGCGUAGGUAAGAAGUUUCCGUCGGUCAUACAUCAGUGUCGUAAGGUUCUCAGUGGUCCACCCAAUGGCAAGCUCAUAAGAUGUCUUACCAUGAAUCAUCACUCAUUAUGAGUGACUCAUGGUCGUUGCCUUCGUUAGUCAGUUAUUCUGUUUAGCCCUUCGUCAAAAAUCCACCCUGUGUUGACAUAUUCGAUUAAAUGUAAACGAUGUUUGGAGUAUAAAAUUUGGGGACAUUAACAGAAUGACCUAGCUAGUCGUUGCAUUGCAGUAAAUUAGGUGGAUACUGUCAGCGUUUGUCAUAAGAUGAGUCAUGGGCUUCGUAACUAUUUUCGAGACUUCCUGACAACGACGUUCGUGGCGGUCAAUAUCUCGCUUUAAACGAAAGAUCAUAAUAACUGACAUUUUCAGCCCCCCUAGACAAAAAUUCAAAUUCAAUAAUUUAUUUGCUAGAAUACAUAAUUACAUGCCCGUUUUACAAAGCAGAUCUUAUAGCUAAUAUGAUUCCCAUGUAUUCAGUCUUUGAUCGAAUCGAAAAUCGAAUUCGUCAAAACUCCAUACAAAAAAGGGGCUUUUCGACCACUUUUCGACUGGUUUGCGAUUAUAAUUUGCACUUUGUCUAGACCCACUGAUCUAUUCGAAAACUCGAAAACAGCGUUAUAAAGUGUAAAGCCCCCCUAAAAAUUUGGCAGUUGCGUCAUAGAUAACAAUACGCCAAGAACAUCAGCCCCCCUAGACAAAACGCACUUUUUGAUCGAAUCGAAAAUCGAAU